AUGGGAGGGCAGUCGUCCAAGGCAGCUUCGGGCGGCGAGGAGACAGACGGCGAAGGGCGCAAGAGGAGAAGGGAAGACGAGGACACCCCGCACAAAUCACCCACCACAACUGCAAAGAAAGGACGCCAGCGGCAUCCCAAGAAGAAAGCUCGUCCUGCUGCAAUCCAACGUACCUUCAAGGUGUGUCUGGCACCUGACGACGUGCGCCGCUUCACCAUCCCUCUGGGUCUCUGGGUAUGCAUCAACGCUGUUCACUGUGCCGUGACGAGCACCACCUGGGCAAUACUGAAACUUGGACUGCUGUGGUGCCAGUCCGAGUUCGAGGAGCUGCUGCGGUCGCAGUACCCGUGGGCGUUCGACCACGCCGAGGGCUGGGUGGUGGCGAUCCGCUACGAAGACGAGAGCGGCGACCUGUGCAUCCUCUCCUCGCAGCCCGAAUGGGACGCGCUCUGCCACAACCCGCUCCUCGGCCGCAUCGUCCGCGUCUUCAUCAACCACG
This is a messenger RNA of Acanthamoeba castellanii str. Neff, 499 nucleotides long. RefSeq lists its product as uncharacterized. The annotation marks the transcript as partial. The record is from RefSeq and is a predicted model, not a curated record. The transcript is spliced from 2 exons. NCBI's taxonomy places the organism in Eukaryota, Discosea, Longamoebia, Acanthamoebidae.